Messenger RNA from Beauveria bassiana ARSEF 2860, 1926 nucleotides. Its product is annotated as SART-1 family protein. The transcript has a single exon. NCBI's taxonomy places the organism in Eukaryota, Fungi, Ascomycota, Sordariomycetes, Hypocreales, Cordycipitaceae. The record is from RefSeq and is a predicted model, not a curated record. Gene Ontology annotation, biological process: mRNA cis splicing, via spliceosome; maturation of 5S rRNA. Bases 1 to 1926 code for a protein of 641 amino acids. Gene Ontology annotation, cellular component: U4/U6 x U5 tri-snRNP complex.
AUGGACGCCGCGACGAUACAAGAGACAAAUCGCAUACGAGUGUCACUGGGCAUGAAACCUCUGCCCGUUCCCGGUGCGGACUCGCCCAGUGACUCAGAUUCCGAAUCGGACGACGACCGCGGUAGCACGCUUGAGACCCGCGAAGCUCAGGGUGGCGACAACUAUAACAGAUACCUCGAUGGCGAGAUCAACAAGCGCAUCCGCGAGAAAAAGGCCGCCGCGGCCAAGAGAGCGCGCGAAAUGGCCCAGCGCAACCUAGUCCUCGAGGGCAAGGGUCUGGGCGAAGCCGAAGCAGACGAUCCCAGCGAUGCGCGCGCAUGGCUGACAGGCCAAAAGAAGCGCCAAAAAAAGAUUGACAAGGCGCGAAAACUAGAGGAGGAAUUGGCUGCCGCAGAGGCGGCAGCCGCGGCGGCAGUGCAGUAUACGUCCAAGGACUUAGCUGGCAUCAAGGUCGGCCACGACAUGUCGGCGUUUCUUGACGGCGACGAGCAAAUUCUCACACUAAAGGAUUCGGCGAUUGAUGCCAAUGAUGAGGACGACGAGCUGGAAAAUGCGGCGAUUCGUGAACAAGAGUCGCUCAAGGACAAGCUGGAUCUGCUAAAGAAACGUCCGGGCUACAACCCCAUGGAUGGCGAAGAAGCCGGCGGCAUCCUAGCACAGUACGAUGAAGAGAUCAGCGGAAAGAAGAGAAAACGCUUUACGCUCGAUGAGACGGGCAUCAAUGCUGAGCUUGCAGAUAUCCUCAGUGCGCCGGCCGCGAAUCAGAGGCAACAGAACAUAUCCCUGGACGACAUUGUGGGUGAUACUACACAGCCUACCUCUGACUACCUGGAUGUGUCGGAAAUCAAAAUCAAGAAACCCAAAAAGAAGAAAUCCAAGCAAACAAGACAAAAACAACAAGAUGCGGACGACAUUUUCCCGAUAGAACCUGUUCCCGAAGAAAACAACGAAAUGGACGUCGAUAGCAAAGACGGUGUCCCCAAAAGACCAAAGACGGUAUCCGACACCUUUGUGGAUGACGACGACCUGCAAGCGUCGCUAGCUGCGCAAAGAAGGGCCGCGCUCAAAAAGCGCAAGAAGAGUCGUCCAGAAGACCUAGCCAAGAUGCUCAAAGAACAAGAAAACGAAGAGGCCGCAGAAGCACAAGAAGAUGGCGGUCUUGUCAUUGGAGCUGUAUCUGAGUUUGUCUCUAAUCUCACCGUACCCGAGGAAGAAGAACGCAGACCAAAGCCAAGUCCGUCUCCGAAAAAGGAACCCUCACCAGAAGAAGAUGGCCAAGAUGCCGUCAUGGAGGACUUGGAAGACGCACAGGUUUACCAAACAGAAGACGCGGAACCCCAGCCGCCGCAAGCCGAGGAAGAGGAAAAGAUGGUGGGCAGCGGCAUGGGUGCGGCCCUGUCGCUGCUGCGCGAGCGCGGCCUCGUCGAAGAGUCCAAGGGCGACGAAGAGUACGCCGCGUUUCGCCGUCGCCAAGACUUCCUCGCCAAGAAGAAGCAGCUCGAGGACGAGCUCGACGAGGAGACGCGACGGCAGCGCGAGCGCGAUCGCGCCAGCGGCAAGCUGGACCGCAUGUCGGUGCGCGAGCGCGAAGACUAUGCCCGGCAGCAGAAUCAGUGGCGCGACCAGCAGCAGGCGCGGCGCAUGGCGGCGCUCUUUGAGGACAGCUACAAGCCCAGUGUGGCGCUCUCGUACCGCGACGAGCUCGGGCGCGACCUCGACACAAAGGAUGCGUUUAAGCAUCUUAGUCACCAUUUCCACGGCAAGGGCAGCGGCAACAUGAAGCAGGCAAAGCUGCUCAAGAAGAUGGAGGACGCGAAAAGGCGAGAGGCCCAGAGCAUGUUUGACGCGAGCCAGGCGGCGGGCAUGAGCCGUGCCACGGCGCAGCAGCUCAAGAAGCGCAAGGAGGCGGGCGUUCGUCUAGGGUAG